GUAUUUCGGGCCGCGAAAGAAGUUACUCGUAUCUGUAGAGAGGAGGGAUUCACAUUUGCGAUAUUGGGGAGUACAGCUGGUUAUCUCUACGGAAUCAAACGCUUGCCAAAUGAUGUCGACAUCCUGGUAUCAUCAUAUACCUGCGAUAUAGAGUCACUGAAGGAAUUCCUUGUCGGUAAGAACUCGGCUCGAUUCUACCUCGUAGACACCAAAACAUCUGGUGCUACGUGGAAGGUCCUUUGGUACCACGAUCGUAAUGUCGAUGGGAAAUUGGAGAAAACGAAGGUCGAUAUUCUCAAACCGGGGGUAUUGCAGCUUCCGAUGAUAUUUUCGGAGGCCAUCGUCGAUAAGCAGGGAUUACCCGUCGUUCCUAUGUCGAUUCUACUGCUCCACAAAUUGAAGGGGUGGGAGGAUAACAUGGGGUCGACAGAGACUCGUCUUCAGAACAAGCAUGACGCAGACGUCAGCGAUAUAUUUUCGCUGUUAGUGAUCCUAUUUAGG
Molecule: messenger RNA, 501 nt
Organism: Desarmillaria tabescens
Lineage: Eukaryota; Fungi; Basidiomycota; Agaricomycetes; Agaricales; Physalacriaceae
Exons: 2
Source: RefSeq, a predicted model, not a curated record